This is a messenger RNA of Nicrophorus vespilloides, 901 nucleotides long. Its product is annotated as phospholipid phosphatase 6. Bases 162 to 803 code for a protein of 213 amino acids. Gene Ontology annotation, molecular function: sphingosine-1-phosphate phosphatase activity. The transcript has 5 exons. NCBI's taxonomy places the organism in Eukaryota, Metazoa, Arthropoda, Insecta, Coleoptera, Silphidae. The record is from RefSeq and is a predicted model, not a curated record.
UGGUGGUGGCAUUCCUACAUGCAUUAUUCAUAAUAAUAGAAAUAAGGAGUUCUUCGUAGAGUGAUGUACGUGUCCGCAUAUCUAUACUUUGAUGACUAAUUAAUGUGAUAUAAUAUAGAUAAGUACAUAGGUGAAAUUCUGUGAUACAAGUAUUUGCAGUGAUGUCGCAGCCAAAGAGAGAAGUGCCGCCCGUACUAAAGGCUAUCCUCCAGAAGGAUGUGGAGGUGACGAAGAAGCUCGUUAUAAUGGCGUCCAGGAAGAUGAAUUUGGCUAAAUGCAAAACAUAUUUUAAAGGUUUAGAGAUUUCUUGCCACGGCAUCCCCUGGUUUGCUUUCUGGAUCGGUUUUACAUGGUUAUUCAAUGAUCCAUCGCUUAUACAAAUGCAGGUCAACAUACUUUUAGGUUUACUUCUUGAUAUUGUGUUUGUGGCUUUGCUGAAAGCUUUCACACGCAGAAGGAGACCAGUGAAGAACACUGAUGAUGCUCUGGGUCAGGUUGGACCAGAUGUGUUCAGUUUUCCAUCAGGUCAUGCAUCAAGGGCUGUAUUUGUGGUGUACUUUUUUCUGAACUUGCAUCCAGCACCAAUAAUCUUUGCUCCUCUUCUGAUCGUCUGGGCUACAGCUGUCUGCAUUAGUAGGCUCUUAAUGCACAGACACCAUUUGCUUGAUGUGAUAGCUGGCGUCUUCUUGGGAUUGUUUGUUGGAAUUCUCAUGGGAUUCUUGUAUGUUGAGGAUAGUACUGCCAGAUGGAUGAUGAACUAUUUAUCAGAUGAAAAGUUGGAUGGAGGAGAGUACCAUGUUUAAAGUUUUGAAUUUGAAUGCCGCUUAAAUCAAACCACGCACUGUGCAAAAGUUAGCUGUUCAGAAACGCAAUUGAAAUUAAAAUUAUCCGCAGAUCUUUA